Molecule: messenger RNA, 1313 nt
Organism: Patella vulgata (common limpet)
Lineage: Eukaryota; Metazoa; Mollusca; Gastropoda; Patellidae
Product: protein phosphatase 1K, mitochondrial
Exons: 4
Coding region: 210-1313 (367 amino acids)
Biological process (GO): protein dephosphorylation
Molecular function (GO): cation binding; protein serine/threonine phosphatase activity
Source: RefSeq, a predicted model, not a curated record
AGCCACCCUGGUCACAUGGGGCGCUCACAUCCAACAUGGCAACCACUCAAUGAAUGCAAAUAAACUGAUUAAGUUAUUUCUUAAAGGAUAUUGUCCUAGUUUAGGAUAAAGGAAAUGACAGAUAUGCUUGAUGUCAGUGAAACUUGAUGUUAGUGAAACUUGAUGGAAGAGAACGUUGAUGUUAACGAAACCAGUGAAUAUUUGAUGCCAUGUGUUCAAUACAGAGUUUAACUAUGGGUGUAUGCAGACCUAGAUUAUCAUGUUUAAAGAUAAUCUCAUAUGAUGUUAAUCCCGUAUAUUUAACAACAAUGCAAUGUUACGCUUUCAGCAGAAAUAGAAAGCACCAUUCAGAUUGUAAGAGUUUCAAGGGCAUUAUAAGAAAGGAUAACUCUACAUGCAAACUAAAUAAUAACAAAUCUGUCAUCAAAAUUCAGGGAAUUUCCCAUCGUGAAUUAAGACGUUCAAGUAAUUGGCCUUAUACCUUUCAAAGACAUUCUUGCGAACAUGACAGUCGUUAUUUGAUUAACCAGCGACACUUUCAUACUUGUGUUAGACUUUUGUCCCGUCCAUUGACGGAUCCUGAGAAUAGAGGUCAGAGUCAAGAUGGUGUGAACUUUGACACGUUGGGGUCAUGGAAUAAUCGUAUUGACAUGCCUAUACUCAUGGAGGAAAGUAUUAAGAAAGGUAAACUGAUCCCACGUGUGGCUUUCCAUGACAUUAGCAGCUCCUCCUUGAUUGGUCGAAGAAAAACCAACGAAGAUCGUUUUGUUACCAAAGAAUUAAUACCUGGUCUCCAUUAUUUCGCAAUAUUUGAUGGUCAUGGUGGGCCGUUUGCCGUCGAUUAUAUCUCAAGUCAUUUAGAAGAUCAUCUACGGUACUGGACAACAAAGACUACCUCAUUAGCAGACGUCAUAGAGAAGUCAUUUUUAAAUAUAAAUAAUAUGUUGUGUCGUCAUGUCAACCAUUACUAUAUAGAUACAGACACAUAUAGUACUGGUACAACAGCUACCGUCUGCUUGUUACGAAACAGUAUAGAAUUAGUAGUAGGACAUGUCGGAGAUAGUCGUGCAAUAUUGUGUCGAAAUGGGGAAGCCAUUCGUUUAACGAAGGAAGACACACCCGAAGAUCCGGUGGAAGCCGAGCGAAUUAAACAAAAUGAUGGACAGAUUGUAUAUAAUAGUCUAGGACUACCUCAAGUAAAUGGACGGUUGGCGAUGACUCGUAGUCUUGGUGACGUGGACUUGAAGAAAUAUGGUGUUUCGGCAACCCCACAUAUUAGAUCUAUAGAGGUGAGUUGUCAUAAUGUGUAUUAG